CAUAUACACUCACGAGUCGACUCAGCUCAGUUUUUCCGGCCCUAAGUAAGCUGGCAUCGCGUCAGUUUAUUUUGAACCCCCGCCAAGCUCAAGUCACUUAAAAUUCAGAGCUCAUUCGCGAGAUAAGCUGUGACUUGAUUCGUUGUGUAAUUUUCGGUUCGGAGUGAGACUUCUUUUUUUGCAAAUCAAUAUGGCUACUAAGAUCCCGAACGCCAUCUUUAACAAUGGCAAGAGCAUCCCGAUGAUUGGACUGGGAACGUGGGGGUCCCCGCCCGGUCAGGUCACGCAGGCCGUGAAGGAUGCCAUCGACAUCGGCUACAGACACAUCGAUUGUGCCCAUGUGUACCAAAACGAACAUGAAGUUGGGGAUGGAGUUGAGGCCAAGAUUAAGGAUGGGACAGUUAAGAGAGAGGACAUUUUCAUCACGAGCAAGUUGUGGAACACCUUCCACCGACCGGAGCUGGUCGAAGGAGCUUGCAGAAAUACUUUGAAGAAUCUCAAGCUUGAAUACUUGGAUUUGUAUCUGAUUCACUGGCCCGUUGGUUACAAGGAAGGUGACGAUCUAUUCCCGAUGCAGCCGGACGGAAAGAAGUUUAUUUUCUCCGACGCGGAUUACGUCGAUACCUGGAAGGCGAUGGAAAAGCUGGUCGAUGAUGGACUGGUCAAGAACAUCGGCCUGUCCAACUUUAAUCGCAAGCAGGUUCAACGCGUUCUGGACGUGGCCAGGAUCAAACCCGUCACGAACCAGAUCGAGAAUCAUGCGUACUUACAUCAGGCCAAACUGUGCGCAUUUUGCGCUGAAAAGGGCAUCAUCGUUACCGCGUACAGUCCUCUGGCUUCCCCGGCUAGACCGUGGGUCAAGGACGGCGAUAUCGUUCUUCUUGAAGACGAAAAGUUGAAGUCGAUCGCCGCGAAGCACUCGCGCGAUCCGGCCCAAAUUUUGAUCCGCUACCAGAUCCAGCAGGGCCACGUGGUCAUCCCGAAGUCGGUCACCAAAGCCCGGAUCGCGUCCAAUUUCGACGUUUUCUCGUUCGAACUGGACGCGGAAGAUGUGAAGCUGCUGGCAUCGCUGGAACGCAACGAGCGCAUCUGUCCGGAGUUUGGAUCCUUUGGACAUCCGCACCAUCCGUUUGAGAAUGAGGAGUGUUGAAAAUUCUUUUAUUUAAAAUUAUUGCAGAUAAAUAUUCUGUGUGAAACUC
This is a messenger RNA of Culex pipiens pallens (northern house mosquito), 1199 nucleotides long. Its product is annotated as aldo-keto reductase family 1 member B1-like. Gene Ontology annotation, molecular function: aldose reductase (NADPH) activity. The record is from RefSeq and is a predicted model, not a curated record. Gene Ontology annotation, cellular component: cytosol. The transcript has 3 exons. Lineage: Eukaryota; Metazoa; Arthropoda; Insecta; Diptera; Culicidae. The coding region runs from base 191 to 1150 and encodes 319 amino acids.